Molecule: messenger RNA, 1226 nt
Organism: Ananas comosus (pineapple)
Lineage: Eukaryota; Viridiplantae; Streptophyta; Magnoliopsida; Poales; Bromeliaceae
Product: gamma-glutamyl peptidase 5-like
Exons: 4
Coding region: 136-996 (286 amino acids)
Cellular component (GO): cytosol
Source: RefSeq, a predicted model, not a curated record
UUCCCCUUCUCCUCCUCUUCUAUACAUUCAUUUCCCCCCUCUCUAUAUCUCUCUCUCUCUCUUAAUACAUUCCCCUCAAAAUCGAUCCACAAAUCAGAAGAGGGAGGGUGUAGAGAGAGAGAGAGAGAGAGAGAGAUGGGGGGAGGGGGUGUUGUUGUUGUUGAAGAGGAGGAGGAGGAGGAAGUGGAAGUGGCGAGGGGGGGAGCGGGGAAGGAGAAGAGGAAGAGGAAGAAGAAGUACGGGGUGCUGAUGUGCGCGGAGGAGGAGCCGGAGUACGUGAGGGAGGCGCACGGGGGCUACUUCAAGAUGUUCGUGCGGCUGCUCGGGGACGAGGGCGAGACCUGGCACCUCUUCCGGGCGGCGCGCGGCGAGCUCCCCACCGCCGCCGACGCCGCCGCCUUCGACGGCUUCGUCGUCACCGGCAGCUGCAGCGACGCCCACGGCCCCGACCCCUGGAUCGCCCACCUCGCCCACCUCCUCCAAACCCUCGCCGCCGCCCGCACCACCAUCCUCCUCGGCUUCUGCUUCGGACACCAGAUUUUAAGCCGAGCUUUAGGCGGCAAGACGGGCCGAGCCGUAAAUGGAUGGGACAUAGGAGUGACCUGCAUCCACCCUUCUAACUCUACACUGAAGCUUCUCUCUUCCCUCCACAUCCCUUCUCAUCUCCCUGUCAUCGAAUGCCACCGCGAUGAGGUGUGGGAGCUCCCUCCUAAUGCAGAGGUGAUGGCUAGAUCAGAAAAAACUGGGAUAGAGAUGUUUAGGUAUGGAGAUCAUGUCAUGGGCAUUCAAGGGCACCCUGAGUAUACCAAAGACAUUCUCUUGCACCUCAUUGAUCGCCUUCUCCAACGCAAUCUUAUUCAGAUGUCGCAUGCCGAAGAUGCGAAAGCAAGCUUAGAAGUGCGGGAGCCGGACCGCGAGGCGUGGCAGAGGCUUUGCAAGAGCUUCCUUAAGGGAAAACUGCCGCAGUUGAAGCCUUUACCCAUAGAAGAUGAGUAAUCGGAUGACCAUCCAUUUUAACUUGUACAUGAACAUUUUCCUCAGAUGUACCAAUAAGGAAAACUAGAUUUGAUUAAUCUCGGUUGACCUUACUGGUUUUCCACCUGGACUGGACUGGACUGGACUGGACUGGACUGGAGAUUAUUAUUGAAUGAAUGAGCUUUUCGGUUUUCUGGAACUGAAAGACACAGCAAACAUCAACUGAUGCUCUUUUCUGGGACUAGGAUACA